Molecule: messenger RNA, 2966 nt
Organism: Xyrauchen texanus (razorback sucker)
Lineage: Eukaryota; Metazoa; Chordata; Actinopteri; Cypriniformes; Catostomidae
Product: serine protease HTRA3-like
Exons: 8
Coding region: 289-1782 (497 amino acids)
Biological process (GO): proteolysis
Cellular component (GO): extracellular region
Molecular function (GO): protein binding; serine-type endopeptidase activity
Source: RefSeq, a predicted model, not a curated record
UGUGACUGUUGAGUGUGAAAAUUAGGGAGAUACUUUUCCACCACUUUAUUUUUAAAUGGCAUAGCACAAGGAGCAUAAAGUAGAACACGAUCUGAGACUGAACUUUCUAUGCAUUUAUGUUUUUUAUUUUUUAUUUUUCACGGUUGAUGUCGCGGAGUGAUGCUCUCUAUGGCAAAUCCCUGCAGUGCAUUCCAAGCGGAGUUGCUGAUAUGUUUUGGACUAUAGCUCACGCAACAAACUAAAUACCUGAACUGCAGUUUUCUCCAAGUGUACCUGAAAUCAGUCAGAAUGCAGGUAAUACUGUUUGCAGCAGCAGUGAUAUUUGCGCACGACCUCGUCGUGGCCAAGCCGAAAGUGAAAUGUCCAUCCAGGUGUGAUGUGAGUAAAUGUCCCACCCCGAGCUGUCCGAGCGGGUAUGUGCCCGACCACUGCAACUGCUGCCUUGUGUGCGACCUGGGCGAGGGCGCAUCGUGCGGUCGGAAUGAUGACAUUCCAUGUGGUGACGGGCUUGUAUGUAAAUUUCCAGCCGGCAAACGACGUCCCAAGGGUGUUUGCCAGUGUAGGACGGUGCACAGACUGUGUGGCAGCGACGGCAAGACCUACGGUAAUGUGUGCAAGAUGAGGGCAGCCGCGCGUAAAGCGCAACAUCAAGGGCUCCCCGAAAUAAACCAAACGCACAAAGGUCCAUGUGCACCAUCAACCGCAGGUCCUGCACAUCUGAACAGCCCAAGAUACAAGUUUAACUUCAUUGCUGAUGUGGUGGAGAAGAUUGCCCCUGCUGUGGUCCACAUCGAGCUCUUCCUCAACCAUCCGCUGUUUGGCCGUGAUGUACCAUUGUCAAGUGGCUCUGGAUUUAUAAUGACGCAGUCCGGUCUGAUUGUGACCAAUGCUCAUGUGGUAACAAGCAGUGUGACAGUAACAGGCAGCCAGCAUCUACGAGUGCAGCUGCAUGAUGGCCAGACAUACAAGGCCUCCAUCAGAGACAUUGACAAGAAGUCUGACAUCGCCACUAUCAAAAUUAACCCAAAGAGAAAAUUACCAGUGUUAUUGCUGGGCCACUCUGCUGACCUGAGGCCUGGUGAGUUUGUGGUUGCCAUUGGCAGCCCAUUUGCUCUUCAGAACACAGUCACAACCGGCAUCAUCAGCACAACACAGAGAGAUGGAAAAGAGCUAGGCAUCCGUGACUCUGACAUGGACUACAUCCAGACUGAUGCUAUCAUCAAUUAUGGAAACUCAGGAGGCCCACUUGUCAAUCUGGUGAGUGUGAAUGGGUUGGUAAAUAAAUUUUUCUACCUAUUCAAUGUUAACUUUUUCCCCUAUAAAUCUUUUUCACAUCAGGAUGGUGAGGUGAUUGGGAUAAACACACUAAAAGUAACAGAAGGGAUCUCUUUUGCUAUUCCGUCAGACAGAAUCAAUAAAUUCCUUGAUGAGUCUACUGUUAAACAGAAGAAAGGUAUAAAUGACUCCACAAAAAGGUUUAUUGGAAUCAAAAUGGUCACUUUAACUGAGAACCUUGUCCAGGAGUUAAAAUGGCAUAAUCCAGACUUUCCAGAUAUUAUUAGUGGAAUUCUUGUACACGAAGUUGUCCCAGAUUCCCCAGCUCAGAAGAGUGGGAUUGAAACAGGUGAUGUUAUAGUGAAGUUAAACGGCCGUCCAUUGGUCAGCACUGUUGAAUUACAGGAGGCAAUUCAGGAAGAAAUUUCCCUUCUUCUGGAAGUUCGGCGUGGUAAUGAUGAUCUACUAUUCAACAUUGAACCUCAAAUCUUUAUGCACCGACAAUGACAGAGAUCUACAGUAGUGGACAAGCACAAUUGGAAAGUCUACAGAGGUUGAGACCUAUAUGUGCUACAGCUGGAUGGAUCCGUGUGGAUUGGAGAGUUAAGAUAUGAUAAAAUACAGUUAAGAUAUGCCAUCACUGUUGGCCUACAGAGGACAAUUAGACAAGAGCAUGUGACUACUUUACCCACUGACCAGUUUCAUAAUUUGUAAUAAAUUGUCAAUGUGAAUAAUGUAAUGUUACUUUACAGUAAUCACAGGUAUUGCAGUGCCUUCCUGUCAGGCCUGACUUCACAAUAAAGAUGUUUAGGGUUAAAUAAGAAUCAUUUCACUCUGCAUUUAUAUUACACACUGUAUCCUGGUCUUGGAACAACAGAGGCGAGGAUGCUUUCCAUGAUAGUUUUGUCAGACUGAACCAGGAUGGAAGAGGAGAACUUCAGCUUUUUGAAUUCUCUCUUUUGGCCUUUUUUGAUUAUUGCACUGAUGUUAUUCUACCCUUUUUCUGUCCUCAUCUCCUGACUGUGUAUUUUGGAUUUAGCAUCAGAUUAUUGGCAGAAAACAUGCUGCCAUUUGGACCACAACCUUUCUAAAGAUGGACUCAUUGUUGAUUGUUUAUGGAGAUGAUGAGACUCAAUAUAGUGGUGUAAUGGUCAAAUAGGAAGGGCUGGCAGUGAGACGGAUGUUGGAUGGGGCAAAGCAGGCCUAGAAGAGGGAAUAAGGAGAAGACAGAGUUUUUGAUGGGUGCAUCAAAGUGGCAGCAUAACUAGUUUAGCUGGUCUGCUUAAGUUGAGGGCAUCUGAGUUUGUAAGGGGCCAGUUAUGUUUUUUGUUUUGUAAAUCUCGUCCCAGAUUACCAUGUCUGUACAUUAGCAAAUUGGCAAAUUAAAUUAAGAAAAUGAACAAGAAAUCUACACAAACACGGACUGAAAUGCUUAGAUUGCUACAACCUCGACUGCUUAAUAGAUUUGUUUCUUGAGAUUACAGACUGUUAAUUUCAUUGGUAUUUUGGUAUUGUGUUUGUAUUGGGUACUAGUCAAUUGCACUGGAUUCUGUUGCACCAGUGAUAUGCAUUAACAAACUCCAACCUAACACAAAAGGUCUGAUAUAAUUCUUAUAAUAAGCUGUAAGUGUGAACUCUCAGUGUUUAAUUACACUGAACUUGAUUCACUUGUGGACAGUGUUUCCACAUGU